Messenger RNA from Python bivittatus (Burmese python), 11722 nucleotides. Lineage: Eukaryota; Metazoa; Chordata; Lepidosauria; Squamata; Pythonidae. The record is from RefSeq and is a predicted model, not a curated record.
AAGAAAACGGGGGGUCGUUAGGUUGCGAAAAAUAUGCCCCCAGCCACGGCCCUUUCUGCAAAAUCGAGCUUCUUAGGGCUUCCCGUAUCUCAGCCAGUCAAACUUCCCCACUCCGAAAUGGGAAACCUCCGGACUCUGCUCUCUUCGGGUCUCCCACCCAAGGAAAAAAGACGCUGUUAGUAACAGUUGCCAUGCAAAUGUUCUGUUGGAGUGUUGCGGAUUUAAGGUGAAAAAUCUGAAUGUUUAGAUGCAGUCUUCAUCCUUAAGAGAUGUGUGGGGAGGAAAAGACCUUGGUAAUUUAUAAAUAAGAAAGGCAACUGCUACAAAGAAUUCAUGAUGAUCCCUUAAAUUCAGAGGCCAACUGACAACCAGGGCUAAUAAGCUCACAGCUUUUGUGCCACAUAUACAGGAUGAACCAGAUUUCAUUAUGCAAGCAAGACAACAUUAAAUAGUAAGGAAUGAUCUUACCAUGCACUGAACAAUCUCUGAACAUCAGGUGCUUAGGCCUCAGAAAAUGUCUGCUUGCAAUGCCUUCACUGAACAUGUGUGGAAACCUGGUGAAUGUAAAAAUUGCUUCAAGCCAAAAAACUUACAUCAGCUGCCUCCAGGCAGUGAAAAACCUCCAGUCUCAAAUUCAAAUAUAAAAACCAAUGCAAUUCACAGCAACCAACGUGCUAAGAAUACAGGAAAUUUUCGGCCACCUGUGGCAAAGAAACCCACUAUCGCUGUGAAACCCACCAUGAUGACAAUAGAUGGACAGGGUAUAUGUGGUGAAAUCACCUCACAGGAUCUUUGUGAGAACAAACCAGCUAUUGUAGGUUGGAACCAGAAUAGAACUGUCUUGAAGAAAAAGCCACUGAAUAAUAAUAACAAUAAUAAUGAAGAAGAAGAGGAAGAAGAAGAAGUUGAAAGUUAUAAUCAUAUUCAUAGAUCUUUUGGAAAUAAUGAUGAUACAAGUAAAGCUCCAAGCAACAAUAAUGGACUAACUGAAGUAUUGAAGGAAAUUGCUGGCUUAGAUCGUUCAGCUUUUCUAACAGGAAAUGAAAUUAAUUCAAGGGAAGCAUUCUUGGGGCGAAUAAACAAUUGUUAUAAAAAGUCAUUAGAAAGAAUGAUCCCUCCAAGUUGCCUGAUGGGUGGAACAAAGUCACAAAAUAAGCAUGUUGUAUUAAGUGGAACCACUGCUGUAAUAAGCAACGAAGGUGGCCGUUUCUGUUACCCUGAAUUCUCCAGUGGAGAUGAAAGUGAGGAUGAUCUGUUUUUUGGCAGCAUCCAUGAAGAUCAUGAGAGCUGGGAUGAAAGUGAUGAAGAGUUGCUAGCAAUGGAAAUCCGCAUGAGGGGACAGCCACGUUUUGCUAACUUUAGGGCUAAUACACUGUCACCUGUUCGAUUUUGUGUUGACAAGAAAUGGAAUACAGUGCCUUUAAGGCAUAAGUCUCUUCAGAGAUUUUGUGCGGUAGAUUAUGAUGACAGCUAUGAUGAAAUUUUGAAUGGUUAUGGAGAUGACCCUGUAAUCCUUUUUGGACAGGAAAGCAUGCAAAGCAUGGUUUCAUCAGAUUCUAUAUCUCCUGAUUCUUCUCUGACUGAAGAAUCUCAUUCUGGAACAGCCAGCAGUUCUUCACAAAGGCUUUGCAAUGGUAGAAUGUCUCCUAACAGUUCCAAAAGUACCAGAUUAAUGGAAGAAAGUGAUAAAAGGUUUUUUGAUGAUCAACAAGUAAAAGUUGCAAUUAAAAACACUCAAAAUGCUACCAAAACUGUAGAGACACACAAAGCUGUGCUUGCCAUUAAGCUAGAAGAAAAAGAUAGCAAGACUACUGUCCCAAGUGAUAAACAAGAAUGGAAAAGUCCUUUAAAUAUGCCAUUUCAGGCAACAGCUACAAAUUCAAUCCCCCUGGAAGAACAAGCAAAACCUUAUAGAGUAGUAAACAUGGAACAACCAGUGUGCAAACCUUAUACGAUAGUGGAUGUAUCAGCAGCCAUGACACAUGAAAGUAUAGAGAAUCAGGCAAAAAAUCUAGAUACUAGAUGUAUUCUGUCUAACCCAAAUUUACCAGAUGCCCUAAGUACAAAUGCUAUGUCUCAUUCUGUAUCAUGUGGGCAAGUAACUCCUAAUCUUAAAAAAUCCAACACUGCCAGAUACCAGGAAGUUUGGACUUCCAGUACAAGUCCACGACAAAAAAUCCCUAAAGUGGAACUAACUGCCAAUAUUCCAGGGCCUUCUGUUCCUGUAAGGAGAAAUAUUCAUAAAUCUGCUCCCACUUCACCUACAUCAACAAAUAUUUCUACAAAAACAAUCCCUGUCAAGUCCCCUAACUUGUCUGAAAUAAAAUUCAAUAGCUAUAAUAAUGCUGGCAUGCCACCCUUCCCAAUUAUUAUUCAUGAUGAGCCAACUUAUGCUAGAUGUUCCAAGAAUGCCAUCAAAGUUCCUAUUGUAAUAAAUCCAAAUGCAUAUGACAACUUGGCCAUCUAUAAAAGUUUUUUAGGAACUAAUGGAGAUCUCUCUGUUAAAGAUAAAACCACUAGUAUCAUCAGCCACACAUAUGAAGAAAUAGAAACAGAAAGCACAGUAUCUGAAAAUAUACCUAAUAGAUCUGCAGAAAUAUCCCAAGUGAAAGGUUUAGGUAAUAGCACUGAGAGAAGACUGGGUUCUGUAGCUCAGAAAGUUCAGGAAUUCAAUAGCUGUCUUGGAAAAAGUCAGACUUCACCCAAAGGUUCUUGCCAUGGCUCCCCAACAAAAAUACAAAGAACUUUUCAGGAUUCUUUAGCUAAAAUAGAAGAUAUACAGGAAAUAUCUAAUGACAGUCGAGAAAAUGCCUGUACAGUACUAUCGCAGAUUGUAGCAUCAAUCCAGCCUCCACAGUCUCUCCCUGAAACACCUCAGACUGGCCCUAAGUCUUGCAGCGUUGAGGAACUCUAUUCUCUGCCUCCUGAUGCAGACACAGAUAAAAGCACUCCAAUGCGACCGAAAUCACUUUUUUCAAUGCAAUCUAAUCCUAAUGCUGAGGGGAUCAAAUCCACAGAAAUUAUGUCAAAGGAAAUCCCAUCAAAAUCACCAAUCAUGCAGCCUUCAAAACCAGUGACAACUUCUCAGAGCCCUAAAACAGAGCAGCCUCCCCCUUUCCCACCUCCCCGUUCCACAUCUUCACCUUAUCAUGCCAGCAAAGCGUUGCAAAAACAUUUCAGCAAUUGGAGCAAACCAAUGAGCCCUGUUAGGUCUACGGAGGCUGAAUCAGUUUUGCAUUCAGAAGGUAGGCGAGUUGUUGAUGCAAAGCCUAAGCGAUGGAUAUCAUUUAAGAGCUUCUUUCGUCGCAGAAAGACUGAAGAAGAGGAGGACCGAGAAAGAGAGAAAGGGAAACUUGUGGGUCUUGAUGGAACUGUAAUUCAUAUGCUUCCACCACCUCCUGUUCAACGUCACAAUUGGUUCAGUGAAUCAAGAACAGAUUCCAGUGAGAAACCCUCUGUUGUUUUUAUGUUUAAAUGUGAUCAAGCAAAGUUGGAGACAAAAACCGAUCAAAACAAAACUGAAGUGGAACCAGCCAUUGAAGUUAUGACAACAGAGAGGGGAGAGAGGGAAAAACAUCCAGAGACACCAGAAGAAAAAAAGAGCCAUUCCUCUUCACCUCAAGCUCCAAAGGAAAUUCUCAGCUCACCAGACCCCAGUGGAAUAAAUGCUUCACCAGAGUUUCGAGACAUGAUUAAAAGGCUCAAGAAGGCUCUGAGAGAAUUUCCUUUAAUGGGGAACUGUGUGAGUGAGUAUAGUGGUCAAGGGCCUGACGAGAAAGAGAAACCUGUGGAAAAUGUGUCCCCUCCGAUUCCAACUUCUGCAUUUGAAAAGCAGGGCGUUGGCAGUACUGCAUUCCACACUCCAGAAAUAUUACAGGUGGAAGAUGAGAGAGAAGAAAUGUCUGAUUCUUCUGAUGUGAGUGCCUGUAGUGCUACAUAUAGUAACUUAGGGCAAUCCAGAGCAGCAAUGAUGCCUCCAAAGCAGCCACGGCAACUCAAGGGAGCUUUAGAGGAUGCCAUUGCAUUUGGGGGAAUAUCUGAUCCAGAAAUAUCUACCAUUUUACAUCCAAUCCCACCUCCCCUGCCAAAGAAAACUAUUUUGAGAGCACACACAGAUCCACUUCCGAAAGAACUGCAGAAGCAGGCUGCUGAAAGUAGCCUUUGUGUGAUGGCUAACCCCACCUAUGACAUUGACACUAACUGGGAAGGAAGCAGCGCCUGCUCUUCCGUCAGCUCAGAAUUCAAGGCAGUUGACAACGAAUCAGGAGAUUCUUUGGGCAGACCUCCAGAAAAAGGGCUGGCAGUCUCAUCUGCUGCCAAUAGCUUCUCCAACCUCACUGCUAUCAGUAUUAAGAAAAGCUGUUCCAAUAGCAUGGAGUCCCUGUCAGUUAGGCCUGUUACCCACAGCAAGCACAGUAAAGCUGCCCAGAAGCCACAGCAGCAAGCACUUUAUAGAGGAAUUGAAAACAGAGAAGAAGUAGUGAACAAGAUCAGAAGCCUUCACACAGAUUCGCUGAAGAAACUCUCUGUCAAGUGUGAAGAUCUUUUUAUGGCUGGACAGAAAGAUCAACUUCGAUUUGGGGUAGACAGUUGGUCGGACUUCAGAUUAACCAGUGACAAGCCAUGCUGCGAGGCAGGUGAUGCUGUAUAUUACCCUGCCUCUUAUGCAAAAGAUGCACUCAACAAUUAUGCAGUCAAGAUUUGUAAGAGCAAAGCUAAAGAAUCCCAACAGUAUUACCACAGUUUGGCCAUUCGCCAGAGCUUGGCUAUUCAUUUUAACAUACAGCAGGAUUGUGGCCACUUCCUAGCAGAUGUACCUGUUCGUCUCCUUCCAUGGGAAGAUCCCAAUUCACCUGAAGAAGAGGAAGAUGUUGAGCAGAAGAACGAAGAGAGUCUCUGUACUGUGGAAGUUUCACAGAAGGACAGUCCAGGUCUGCAAACAACCAUCAGUAAGCAGCGCAGCAGAGUUGUUGUUAUUACCCGGGAAGUUCCCUACUUGUCAGUGGCAGAUUUUGUGCAAAACUCUGUAGAUCACCAUUCUAGCUGUCCAGAUUUGUAUGAAAGACAAGUGUGCCUACUACUCUUACAAUUGUGUUCUGGUCUAGAGCACCUGAAACCCUAUCAUAUUACACACUGCGAUCUGCGUUUGGAGAACCUUUUGCUGGUAGACUGCAGGCCAGGCAGAAGCCUUCUGAAUAAUGAGUCUGUUGAGCUCAACCCCAGUGCUGCUUGCUCUGCCCGGCUUAUUGUGAGCAAUUUCUCUCAAGCCAAGCAAAAGAGUCACAUGGUGGAUCCAGAGGUUCUGAAAGACCAGUCUCGGCUCGCCCCAGAAAUCAUCACUGCCACACAGUAUAAGAAAUGUGAUGAGUUCCAGACUGGCAUCCUCAUUUAUGAAAUGCUGCACCUGCCCAACCCCUUUGAUGAGAAUCCAGAGCUGAAAGAGAAGGAAUACACUCGGGCUGACCUACCCCAAAUCCCUUGUCGGUCACUUUAUUCCCUUGGGCUUCAGCAGCUUGCUGCUUGCCUGCUGAACCCGAACCCGUCAGAAAGGAUCCUUAUAUCUGAGGCCAAGGGCGUCCUUCAGUGUUUGCUUUGGGGUCCUCGGGAGGAUUUGUUUCAGACUCUCAGGGCCUCUACUAAACCUUCACAAAGAGAGACUGUACUCCAAAACUGGCUAGACAUCAAACGGACCCUGUUGAUGAUUAAGUUUGCUGAAAAGUCUUUGGACAAGGAAUGUCAAGUCAGCCUUGAAGACUGGCUUUGUUGUCAGUAUCUGGCUUUUGCCACUAUAGACUCACUCAGUCGCAUAGUGAAAAUUAUGCGGCACCAUUAGUUUCGUAGGAGUGGUUGCUUCACUUGGAUAUACCCCAAUCAUUUCUUUGGCACAAGUUUCAUGCUGUGUUAACGUUCUUAUCUAGGUCUUGAGAUCACCAGCACUGAGCAAACAGAUUUCAACAGGAAGUUCCAUUUCCAGUCUUGCAUGCAUUGGAGAGGUCUGCAAACCAUCACACCUGGCCUCCUGACCCUUGAACUUUGUCGGCCUAUCCCUGUUUUAAUCCAUGACUCCAACUUAUUAGUCACAUUUCCUCGAUGAGUAGCUUUUACAGGAUUCUUUUAGGGAGAUGGCAUCCUUGACUGCAUUUGAUGUAUGAGAGAGAGCAGUGAUUUAGUGGUACUGCCUUCUGAAUAAUUUUUUUUUUUCUUUUAACAGUAUCUUAGAGAGGUUGUAGGGUUGAGUAGUAGUAGGGUAGGGGUGCCUUUCCCAUUGGCCAUUUUCCCACUCAGAUUUAGUCCCCACCCUUGCCCUUUCCCCAAGUUCUCUUUGAAAAUGUAUUUUUCCUUUAUUUUGUCAUUUUUUAUCUGAUUUGUCAGAUUUAUUAAUCACCUGAAUAUACUACCAACUGAAGCAAAAGAUUCUUUUUUUGCAGUGCACAGGAUCAGUAAAGAUUAUUGGUGAAGUGUUACUCAUAAUGUUGCUAACCACAUGCAGCAUAAGAACCUAAGGGCAACUGAAGCCAACAUGUAUUAAAAACAGCUGGCCCCAUAUUCUUAUCCAGUUGAUGUAUAUAUUAAACCAAAGGUUGGUUGUUUUUUGUUUUGUUUUGUUUUGUUUUGUUUUGUUUUGUUUUGUUUUGUUUUUGCAAAGCAAAGCAAAAGUCAACUAGGCUGACAGCUGCAAAAGUUUCUUAAAGCUCAGCUUGAUGUGAUAAAUAAGCUGUGCAGCUAGAGAUUUCCAGCUAGGUUUUCUGCAGGCAUGGUUCUGGGGAGGCAGUGGUCAAGGAGCAAAAUAUACUGUGCUUUUUGAGAGCAGUUGGUUUGGGCAGACGCAAUUAAAUUGUGUCCCAUUGUAGCUUCUUUAUAGAACUGACCUCAUAGCUGCUAUCAAGAUCUUUAAGUGAUUACUUUUGAUAUUCCAAAAUUGUAGAGUUAUCAAUGACUCUUACUGACUCUGAAGAACUUUCUGCAGCAGAGGUGACUUUAACAGACAAAUCUAACUGCCUGAAGGUGUGAUUGGCCUUUGGACCUCUCUUCUGGCUUCCUUAACCCUUCACACUGGUCUUUUCCUGCAGAGGCAGUAUAGCCUCAGUGUAUCUGAUCUGUCUGCUCAGUAUUGGUUAGGAUUGUUUGAUUAGCUCUGAAAUGAUGGAGUAGCUGACCAGUAUUGAAUUCCCAAAGCUGGGGAUGUUUGUUGGAUCAUGGAUAGCUCUUGUGUUGAGCCUGUGCUUCUCUUCUGGAUAUAUGUGCAAUUUUUGGAUAUAUUAUAUGAAAAACUGUUUAUGUUUACGUUACAUAACAGAUGUAACCAUAUGUUAGACCUGCCUUCCUUUUCUUUUCUUACAAGGCACAUGGAUGCACAAAGUUGUGUGCUCUUUCUAUGGAUUGGUGUUUCUUUUCUUUAUUGUUAAACUGUGACUAACAUGUUUACUUCAGCCUUUGAGACAAAUAGCCAUUUUGAACAGGAUAUGCAGGUUUGGACCAGAUAUUAAAAGAUAAUCUACAGAAACUAAGUCACUAAAUCUGGCUCUAUGAUCUUUGAGUAGAACAUGCCCCCCUCACUUGAUGGAAACUGAGCCUGGCAUAGAAUAUGUGGUGGCUUCUUAAAAUGUUUUAAAUCUUUUGGCUUCCAUAUCCAUAGACAAUUGGAGAAAGAUUGAACAGAAUUCAGAAUAAUGUGUAUGAAUGUUUUAUUGCUAUAAAACAAAAGUGCAAAAUUGUUUGCAUAUGAAGAGCCAACACUGACCCCCAGAAUGUGAGAUGUGGCUUUUGUUCAAAUGGCCACCAAAACAAGCAUUUGCUAUCAAUGCACUACAGAACUGUUUAGAGAGCCUGGCCUAAACAUGAAUUGUGGUCCUGCUUGAAAUAGUGAAGAGUGACUAUACACAUCUUUGUGAGUGUACUUUGCUCACAGCCUGCUGCCUGCUCUUCACACUGGGCUUUUUCUCUGAUUUUACGUAUGCUUUUAAUUGAUAUCUGCAUGUAUAUAAAUGUUCAUUUAACCAGCAUGUUAAUGGAACAUCAGGACUACUUACCACCAUGGUAGGCUAUAUUCCAAUAGGCCACCUUACAUAUUUUUGUUUGUAAGAUAAUUGCAUUGGGUCACCCUCAUGUUGAUAUAACCUGUAAAAUAGACUAUUGAAUGUUUUAAGAUGGCCAUGCAUAUUUUAUGCAGCAGCUCCCUAUAUAUAAUAGAACAGAUUUCAACCAGUAUUAGCAUUGUGCACUCCAUUCAAGCAGAGGUGUGUGCUCACUGCCAUUUCCCUUUUAUAUAGUACUAGCUGAACUUUGAUAAUGAAGGAUAAUAAUGUGAUUGCUCCGUAUCAGUGAAUAUUUGUGUUUGUGUGUGUGAGAGAGAAAGACAGAGACAGAGAGAGACAGAGAUGCAGAGGGAUACAUAGAGAUGCAGUCUAGCCAAGGUUUCCAGGUUUGGUGGACCCUGGGACUACUUCUGCAAACAAUCCUGUUGAAGCCCAAUUCUUAUAUAGAUAUUCUGCCAUUUAAGAGAUUAGCUGAUCCAAACAGAUAAGAUGCAUAAUAAACUAGAACAAAAUGUUGCAGUAUAAUUUCUGAACAAAAUGAAAUUCUUCCUUGUCUUUAUAAUUAGCUGCUGCAAUCAUAAAAUAUUAACACCUUAAAAAUAUAAACAUACUUUUAUUGUAUUUUAAAUAUACAUGUUGAUUGAGUUCAAAGGAUUGUAAUUUUCAAAUAGCCAUACUGACUGUAAAUAGAUAUUUUUCUUAUGUAGAUAUAUUUACACAUUGUAAAUAUAUUUUUUGGAAAGCUGCUGCUAAAUUUAUGUUAGCACAAUAUCUACAAUUUUCCUAAUGGCAAACAAAAAUUCUCUGAAAUUCACUUAUGUUUAAAUAUUUGAACACAUGCUUCCUGGAACCUUUAGUGUCAUUAAUCUUUUCUGGGGUGGCAGCCUGGAUGAGUAAUUAAGUGUGCUAAGAACAUUGCCUUGUCACAGAUUUAAAGCUAUUAAGAGGAGAAUUCUGUGGUGGGAAUUGCCCAGUGCCAGCUACCAAUUUAAUAAUAUUGCCUACAUUAAAAAAGAGAAAAGAAAUAAAAUUACAUGUUCUGCAUGAAGCUGACAAUCUAAUCAAAAGAGCACUAUUUGGUUAUGCAAAUUCAAGAGUUCUGUUGACGUUAUUAAAAAUGAAAAUAAAAUGGUAACAGACAUUUUCCAAAUCUGCAACUUCUAUACAAUAAAACAAGAUAUGGUUUUAAAAUUGUCUAGACAACAUAAAACUGGGGAAAUGCUUAUCUUUUUCAGUUUACAACCAAUGAGAAAACAAACACUUCAUAUAUAUCUCUUGCAAGUCUAUUUGCUAACACUGUUAAGAAGGAUUGACCAUUUAUCUAACUUAAGCACUGGUACAAAGCCUAAAACGUGGAGAGCAACAAAGUUCAGAGAAGUGGCCAUUUUCUUAUUCUGGUACCAUUUGGAGAUGAUCAUCAUCAUCAUCAUUAAAGGAAAUUCAGGAAAUGCUGCCUUUAGUGGCAGAAGCCACAGGGAAUUGUUCUUUCAUAACAGCUGCACAAUAUCAAAAUAUACUGCAGUUACUGGAAAAUGCAGCUGUGAAAUGAAUUGUACAUGUAGUAGCCUCCAUAUUCAUUAUUCUAUCCAGUUGUAACAGAUAACUGGUGCCACUCCGUUUGUUUAUGUUUGUCAAAAAUAUGAUUAAAGAAAAUCAGGAAUGUUGGUAUUCAGACCAGUUUAGUUUUUCAAAAUAGUAUCUCUAGCUCUCUAACUUUAUUUUAUUUUUUAUUUUAUUUUAUUUUUGCAAAAUUCAGUUUUGCCAAUUUUGCCAGGGAAACAUUGGAUGCAUUGUUCCUAAGUUUAAUAUUUUAUUUUUCUCCCUGAUAUUUUCAGACAUCAUCAUUACACUUAUUAGGUCAAGUUAAGAUGAGCUGAAUCUUCAGGAGAGGCAUGAAGGAGAAACCUUGGGGUCAUUAACACUUUUUCAAUAUUAAAAAGAUUUGAAUGGUCCUGUUUCUGAAAUGUUGUUAAAUGAGGAUUAUAGCGUGCCUCAAGUGAUUAAUUAUGUAGCAAUUUUGAUUUCUCCCAACAUGUUGCCCUGUUCAAGCACAGCCUUCCCCAACUUGAUGCCAGAUCCUAGAAUCCCUGGCCAGCGUACUAGGUUUAGAAAAACUGUUCAAGCCUGAUCAAGAAAUGGCUCUCAAGACAGGCUUUGCAAGAGCAAAAUUGUUUCUAAAUGGCUCUGUUCUUAGCUACUCUCUACCACCCCAGCACUCCCCAAAAUACCUUCCCUAUAAAUGAACAGAUGUAAUCCUGGAAGUAAAGAACUAAACAUGAAGAUAGUAGCAUCUCUUCCAUUUAGAAUCACCCCUCUAUAAAUACUGUGUCUUUAAUAAUAGCACACAUUUUUGCAAGUUUGUUUACAGAUUCAAAGUAAACGACACAAGGGAACUUCUGAUUAACAUUCACUGUGUAAGAUUAUUGCAACUGUAAAUGGACUGGCUUAACAAGAUGGCAAGGCCUCUGUCCAGUUGUUUCAGAGUAGCAUAAUUUGAUAUUUAAAGGCAUGGGAGGGAGGGUUGCUUUGGUUUGUCUAAUUAUACAAAAUGAAUGUACUUAGAAGUGCAUUGUCAAUCCUUUACAAAGUUAAGUUGCUCCUAAACCUAUGAUUUCAGUGACUUGAGCUACAUUUAAUUAUUUGUAGGAUUGCCAUCCCUAUGCCUAGGAACGUAAUUGAAAAUUAUUAAUUCCUAAAGAGAUUCUACCAUAGCAUUUCCUGUUCCAUCCAACUUUUUGUUGGAAAGCUGUUUGCUACAAAGCUGAAGCAAGGUAGAACAGAUGGAGAUUGAAAAAACUGUCAAUUAGUUUGUUCCAGAGUGCUUCCUUUAGCUGCACUGAUGCUGGCUUCCAGUUCCUUGACUAUUCCUGUAAUCCAGAAAAGUUUGAUAUAUUUUAAUAUGGGAGGAAAUUGUCGAGUGUCUAUAUUUUUAUAAAUGAAUUCUACUGAACUACAAGCAUAAUCUGAUUUGUUUUUAUGCUAAGUGUAUUAUAUAUUUGAAUAUACAUAACAUUUCUUGAAUUUUAAAAAUUCACGUAGUAGACCUCUCUUUCCAAGAGUUUGGAAUAGGCAUCUCCAGAAUGCGUCUGAACCUUCCCCAACCUGGUGCUCAGAUACGUUGGAGCUGCUGGCUGGGAAUUCUGGGAUUUCAGUCCCAACAAGGCAGUUCCCCUGCCGGCCUGCAGUGUGGUACAUGUUGACACUGAUGUGGAAGGUCUCUUUCCAACAUGCUGCGUCGAGCGUACCAUUUGCUGACUUGGAUUCAGACUUAGAAGGGUUUUGUCUUGAGGUGGUUCUCUGUAUGUGAUUUUUUAGAAAGAUUUAAUUCUGUCAAGCAGUAUGAGGAAAGAUCUGUUUUAGUUUUUAUUAGGAAGAUAAAGUAUUUUAAGUCAAAAAUUCCUAUUCAAAUACAGUUUUAUAUGAUACUUCUUUUCCAGUGCCUCAAGGUGAUGGGGAAGGGGAGGGGGGAUAAGACUCUGUUCCCCUCAGCAAGUAAUUGUGUUUGAAGUUCACUGCAUUGCUCUGUCUGGUGCUUCAUCAUAUUUAUAUUUAUCCAUUCUUAUAGAUAUAACUCUCAUACCUUUUUUGUGUUCAGACGGCAGUUACGCUUUGCUGUGGUACUUUGCUGUGUACUCUGUGACAGACAUGUUGUUAUGUAAAUAAACCAGUUUUAUUACACUGAAAAU